AGCUCGUACAAGUCCCUGCUGUUAGUGGACACUCCCCCAUUUGAACUCACACACACUCCCUCCUCCGUGUAUGUUUAAGCCUCAAGACAGAACUUCGUGUUCUGCCUCAGCUGGUACAAAUUUGGAAACAAGUCAAGAGGAUAUAGGAAGAGAAGAGAAGGACUCAGAGGAAGAGAAACGCCAUGGGGGCGAUAGUGUCACGGUGGAAGGCUAAACCUUCCACUGUAGAUCUUCUGGAAGCCAUUGACAAGGACAUACAGGCUCUUGAAGAAUACAGUGAAAAGAACCAAAGGCAGUUGAAGAUAUGGAUCGGUCGGCUGCUUUUCUACUCAUCACUUCUGUACUUGGCCACAUGCAUAGUUGUGUAUUUGUGGUACCUCCCAGAGCAGUUGAUGGGACGGCUUAUAUUGUUACUUCCCUUCUUAAUAUUUCCCUUGUUAGUGUGGUUACUUCGAAAAAUGCUCAUAAUGAUUUUUUCACGAAGAACAGAAAAAAAUAAUGACAAAUUAGAGGAUCUUAAAGGACAGAAAAGAAAAAUACUUGAUGAGGUCAUGGAAACAGAGACGUACAAAAACGCUAAAAUGAUUCUGGAGAGAUUUGAUCCUGACUCCAGGAAAAAAAAUGAGCUUGAAUCUACACCAGUUGGCCCUCAGAUGACUCCAAAACCAGGACAAGAGCUGCGCCACCGCAACGUUAUCGAGAAGACCCCCCCAGCAGCAGCAAAAUCUGCAAGCAGUGCAGCUACUCGGCCUCCUCUCGCCUCUGGGCCCACCUAUCCAGGACGAACUUCCCACUCUGCUCCAGGAGGACCCCCAGAGAGGAGCCUGUCGGCAAUGGCGGCUCAGCAGAGUUUGAUGAGGAGGCCCAUGACCCCUGGAACACCUGUUCCAGGAGUUGGAAUGCAUCCUCCGGGUCCUCCUCUGGCCAGACCUGUCCUCCCAAGGGAGAGAGGAGCGAUGGACAGGGUCGUUGAGUAUCUUGUUGGAGAUGGCCCUCAGAACAGAUAUGCUCUCAUAUGUCAGCAGUGUCUGUCCCAUAAUGGAAUGGCAUUGAAAGAAGAGUUUGAGUAUAUUGCUUUCCGCUGCGCCUAUUGUUAUUUUUUGAACCCUGCAAGAAAGACCAGGCCUCAGGCACCUGUUCUCCCUGUGCCCGCCGGAGAACUAAGGAUGCCGUCUGAAGUACCCUUCUCACCAUCUGCUGCUGAUGUAGACACUGGACCAUCAGACUUAGUGAAAUCCAGGCUCGCUGAUGUUUCUGCUCAGUUGGACACAGAAGAGCCUGGCUCACAGACGACAGCAGAGACAAAUUCUGUGUCUGACGACCACGGAGCUGCCGAGGCAGAAGAACUGCCCUCUGAGAAAUCUGAGGGGGAACAGGAUUUGUCUGCCAUGGAGGUGGAAUAAAACAGCAGGACUGCCGUUUUAAUCCGAGUCAGGCUUGAAUAUUGUGUUAACUAAGAAAACGCUGCAAGUUGGAAUAGCAUGGCAGCUGACACUCAGCUUCUAGUACACAGCACCCCGUCCUCCUCUUUGAGAAUUGUUUUUAUGGGUUCGGUAAUGAAUUAAGUAUUUAAAAACAUAGCACUAGCAUUUGGUAGAAAUGUCGUCUCCAUGGUGACAGUUUCACAUCCAGUCUGUUUACAUAUGGUCUUACUCAGAGCAUCGAUGAUGCUAAGGUGUUUUUGAUGCUGUAUAGGAAAAAAAAUGUUUUCCCCAUUUUAAUAGUUUUUGACUGAAUUCUAAAAUGUUUUUGCUGUUUUUGGUUUGCAGAAAACUAUAGAAAGUAUUUUUUGCGUGGUGGGAAAUGCAUUUUUAUUUAACACAAACUAUUUAUAAACAUUAUUCUACACUUCAGUGCCUUUACGAACCCCUUUGCUUGGAUGCUCUGUAGCUAACAAACUGUUUACACGUCCACGGUACUAUAAUAGCAAUGCACAUACAAUACGUGUAUUUAUUGCUUGAAAGCAGGAGAUUUAUGUGGGUACUGCACACCUGCUUUAAGUGCCUUGUAUAUUUUAAGUCUCUGCCUCAGAGUAUUGUCGACCCAUUUACAUAAAGACGAUGAAGAGAUGUUUUCACUAUGAUGGCAUCUAUUUGCUGAAGGUCUGUUUUCCUGUACUGUUUAAAUAUAAAUAUGAAAUAAAUAUUUGAGAACAA
Cynoglossus semilaevis (tongue sole) is the source of this 2156-nucleotide messenger RNA. RefSeq names its product limb and neural patterns a (gene lnpka). NCBI's taxonomy places the organism in Eukaryota, Metazoa, Chordata, Actinopteri, Pleuronectiformes, Cynoglossidae. The record is from RefSeq and is a predicted model, not a curated record. The coding region runs from base 183 to 1403 and encodes 406 amino acids. Gene Ontology annotation, cellular component: endoplasmic reticulum tubular network. Gene Ontology annotation, biological process: endoplasmic reticulum tubular network organization. The transcript is spliced from 13 exons.